Molecule: messenger RNA, 582 nt
Organism: Tripterygium wilfordii
Lineage: Eukaryota; Viridiplantae; Streptophyta; Magnoliopsida; Celastrales; Celastraceae
Product: pectinesterase 1-like
Exons: 1
Coding region: 1-582 (193 amino acids)
Molecular function (GO): enzyme inhibitor activity
Source: RefSeq, a predicted model, not a curated record
AUGAACAAAAUAUUCCCAAGUCUAUGCUUACUUUUACUUGCUGCUGUUCUUUGUUUGCAUCAAACGCUCGCGAAUGAGACGCCAAGUCCUAGUGUUGCGCCCGAACCAGAAGAUUUAAUCGCUCAAGCUUGUGAUCGAACUCUGUACAAAAACGUAUGCAAAGCCAUUCUUGAAUCGGACCCAGAGAGCAAAGGAUCUGACUUUCAAGACUUGGGCAAGAUUGCACUCCAGUUUGCAUCAAAAAAUGCUACUGCAAUAUUUGAACUGGUUCUUGAUUUGUCCAACUCAACGACGAAUGAGUUUGAACGACAAUGUUUAGCAGAUUGUUCCGAGGGUUUCCAAGACGUGAUCGAACAGGUUCGUGACUCGAUUGAAGCUUUGCAGUCCAAACGUUACAAUGAUGCUAAUACAUGGAUCACUGCUGCCAUGACCGACGCACAAUCGUGCGAGGAAGGGUUCCAUGAAGAACCAGGACAUGAUUCUCCAUUAACUGAAAUGAAUGAAUUGUUUAGCCAGAUAUGCAGCAUUGCUUUAACCAUUACCAAUCUCUUGGAUGAUGCUGCUGCUGCUACUACUGCUUAA